This is a messenger RNA of Camellia sinensis, 1230 nucleotides long. RefSeq names its product inactive protein RESTRICTED TEV MOVEMENT 1. The record is from RefSeq and is a predicted model, not a curated record. NCBI's taxonomy places the organism in Eukaryota, Viridiplantae, Streptophyta, Magnoliopsida, Ericales, Theaceae.
CUUUUGAUGAAGCAUCUAGGAAAUUUGACCCCACCGUUGACACUUUUUCUCACCCAAAGUCUUUCGUCUGUCACUCCACUCCCAUUAUAGAGACCAUCUUCCCGUUCCUCUCCACUUCACCUUCUGCCUUUGACACUCUCUCUGUCUCUGUCCUCAGGAGUUCUGCAAAGGCAAAACAUCAUGUUCAAACUUGGUUCCCAACCAAAUCCUGACGGAGAAGUUUGGGAUCAUAAGGGGAAAACAGAGCUUGUACAGAUUUUUAUUUCGUAUGGUAGCAAGAUUAAUUUCUUGCAAUACCUGCAUGUUGAGAAUGGAACUUUGGUUUUGUCCGAGCGCCUUGGCGGUAGUGACAAUGGAAACAAUUUCAACACGGUUAGACUCAAUUAUCCAGAUGAGUUUCUAACAUCAAUAAGUGGUAGUUAUCUAUUCACCCCAAAAAAAAAAAGUGGUAGUUAUCACACUGAACAAUUUUUUUAUGGUUUCGACGAGGAGGAUCAUGUAAUGACUUCUAUCACAUUUGGUACCAACCAAGGCAGCCAUGGACCGUUUGGAGAACCAGGCAAAUAUGACACAAAAUUCAACUUUCAAAUGGGGCAGGACCGGCCGUUUGGUGGAUUUCAUGGAAGUACUAAGGAUGGGUUACUUGAAUCUAUUGGGGUUUAUGUCAAGCCAUUAGAAACUCUAAGUGACCUUAAAUGUGCUGAAGACUCAGUGGUUUGGCUAUAAUCUGAUCAGACUAAGAUGAAGAGUACUACGAACUCCAGUGUAAUUUAGCCACCUGCAAUAACAAGAACAAUGAGAAUUUGCUGGCUGGGGUGUUCAGCUAAGUCGCAAGCUAUCUCUUAAUAUAAUAGUAUGAAUGUGUAUUAUAUUUUUCAUGCCUGUACUUUUGAGAGUGAAAUAUUGUUUGUAUUAUGUUAGAGAAAUGUUCAACUACUUGAACAUGCUGCUUCUCUGAAGUUUUUGACUGGUUCCACCCUCUGCUCAUAUCCUGACAAUCCAAACACCUAAUUGACCGGAUGUCUAGCCACGUGUUUAUCAAGACCAAGCAGCUAGGCCGAGUAAAUUGUGCUUUUCUUUUUGUUUAGUUUGUUUGCACAUGUAUGCUAGCAUUGUGGAACUCUCUUGUUUUUUUUUUUACGGCUUGUACUCGAAUUUCAUGUUGUUUAAGUUGAAAGGAAUGCUUUUGAUUUAUGAUUUAUCAGGAAAAAACAUAGAAUGUUACUUUUA